AUGAACUGGUGGAGACUUGAACCUUGCUGUCAUAAAGGUGCUAUUGUGCUGCCACCUCUUUUUGAAUUUCAUGAUGUACUAAAACUAAUUUUUCUUCGAAGGCAUCCACUAUCUAAUGUAUUUUUUGACCAUAUUUGCAAGUAUAAUGGUGCAAUGGCAUUUGCCUCACCUGACACAAAUAAUGUUCCAACUUUCAGACAACUAUAUUUUAUGGAAACUGCUAAUACACAAGUGUCUCGAAGUAAUAAUCCUAUUAAUACAAACCUUAAUUCUGUAUUACAAUCACUUUUGGAUUUAAUAAUUCGCCAAGAGGAGCAUAAUUUAGCAAUAGAACAACAUUGCCAACUGAUGGAAGUUGCUGCUAUUUUUGUUGACUCAGGGGAUUAUGAUUUUUCCUCUCAUUGUCUUGCUAUGCGACCUCACAGUGAUCAGCUCAGAACAAUCCCAGUAAUCAAUGGUAAUUGUGACCCUAUGUCAUACCUGCUGCUAUUUCCAAGAGAUUAUUUGGCUCUUGCUGCAGUGAAAAGAGGAACUAUUGUGAAACGUGCCAUUGUGUUAGCAUCGAGCUUUCCAGAAAGCCCAAGAGCUAUACAGCAAAGCUAUCAGGAUGCUAUGGCAAUAUGCAGAGCAUUUGAUAUUGUAGGCAAAGUAUUCAAGCUUAAACUUGAUAUGUUAAUGGAAGAUCUGUUAAUAAAUAAAAUCUUUGGAACUAUUGUUGCAUAA
Molecule: messenger RNA, 723 nt
Organism: Dentiscutata erythropus
Lineage: Eukaryota; Fungi; Glomeromycota; Glomeromycetes; Diversisporales; Gigasporaceae
Source: the annotation of a GenBank genome assembly